UGUAGAUGACAGAUGGCCGGGUCUUUCUGUUUGUUGUCGGUUGAGAUGGGAACAUGAAUGACACAAUAUUGCUUUGUUCACACGAAUCGUAAACACCUCAUCCCAAUUGCCCAAACAAUUCAAUCUUCAAAGCUCAAACUGCUAACCCAUUGAGCUAGCUGUCUUCACUUCCAUACUGCUCUCGGCUUAUGUUUUCCCAUCUUAUUCUUUUCCAAGUUGUCCAUUCUUCUUCAAGCCCAUACAAAAUUGUUGAAAAUUACAAAACAACCACUAUUAAAUUAUUAAUUCUAUAAAAAGUAACAUUUUUCAUCUAGAAAUUCUUUGCACAUGAUAAAGGCACUGAAUGCAUCUUAUGAUCUCAUCACUUUUUCGUGAUUCACAAAUGCUAAGUACAGUAUGCUUGGCCAUAAUUGGGAAACAUUUAGUCCAUGUCUAGUCCAUACCCAAAUUGGAGUCUCAUUAAUUUUUGCCCUUAACUAAAAACGCCUUCAAUUAAUUGUUCUAUUCUGUUUGAGACACAUAUUCCCAUUAUUAAUUCCUUCAUUUAAACAUUUCUUUAUUCUUUCUUAAAUCUCCUUUGGAAGUAAGUCUCAUUAAAAAGUCUAAUGAUAACAUUUCACCUGCAUGUUGUAAAUAACUAUUGUCCCCCUUUCUCUCCCCUCCUCUUUCAUCUUUCUCAAGCUUAAUCAUUGCCCCUUUUUCAUUUUUUUUUUCUUUAUUUGUGACAUCUUGAUAUUGAUGCAGCUUUUCUUUGCCAUGCUUAUCCAUGCAUUUAGCCUUUUGGCUUUUUAGUAACUUUACUUUUGAUGCUAAUUAUCUUCCUCUUUUUGCAGGGAUAAGAUAUUUAAAUAAGUUUUUGGAGAGUUAUUCCUUGUUAAAGGCGCUCCCAAAAAAUAAGGUCUUUUUUUUGUGAUAAUUAUUUUUAUAUUAAAUUUUAUUUUUAUUUUAUAAAAAAAUAUUUUCACAAUUGAACUUUUUAUAAUUUUUUAAGUCAUAAAUAAAUAAUUUUAUCAUUAUUAUCAAGGCACCAGCCCUAAUGAUAGACCCAAAUUUAAAAAGAUUCAAGGGGCUUAAUUUGAAAUUUCCUAAUAUUCCCUUUACCCAAUUACAACCCGCUUCAUAAUUGUUGAUACUAAAUGGAAUAUAAAAUCCUAUUCUUCUAUUAUUCUUAACCCCUCCAAAAAUUUAUACAUACAUUUUUUGGGUCAUGAUCCUUCUUUCUUCCUCCUGAAUGAAAAAACAAGAUAUUAUAAAAAAUUGUAAAUUGAAAAUGAUCAACAAAAUUUAUUUUGGAUGAAAUUGUAGCUUGCUAGCUUUAAAUCAUGGGGGGGUGUUGGGAGUAGGAGUUGGUGGGUCAACAGACUAGUUUUUAAUUUGUGGGGUCAAUCCUUCGCCAUCAUCUUAAUCAUCUCAAUGCCUACUCACAUCAUCUUCACCAGAAAACUAAAACCAGCGAAUUCAUCCCCUAUCCAAAUCACCGUUGUGUCAGCUUAGCAGAUGGUGACCUAAAAAUCAUUUUAGGGGGCUGGGGCUCUCGAUUUUUUGUUUCUUUUUGUUUUUUGUUUUGAAAUGUUAUUGAAAUCUAAACUAUUAUUGAGUCUUAAAUGUUACUGUAUAUAUGAAGUUUACAUUACUUAAUAAAGGUUAAAAUUGAAGUCUUUUAGAACAAUAAAUUCCUAAAACAAUAAGUUCCCAAAAAAAUAGCUUUCUUGUUUCAAGGCCUUAAGUGGAAAAAUUUGUCCAAAAACUGUAGUCACAAUAGCAAAGACUUUAUUUUGGUCCAUUUAAUUCCCAAAUCCAUGCUGUAUCCAUCCUACAAUGGAAGGCCUCCUUUUCCUUUCUCAGUGAUGCAAACUUUGAGGUCAGAGAGAGAUCAUAUUUAGUAGAUUUCCACUGCCUCUCUUCUCAUUUAUCUCCCUCUGAACUUGCUUUCUAUUUCCUUCAAUACAUUCUCUUGGUUGUCUUCUUUGGACAAACCCAAGGGGCGGAUCCAUCUCUCUCUCUCUCUCUCUCUCUCUCUCUCUCCGCAAUGAGAGAUAUUGCUUCCUGUUUUGGUGAAUAUGCAGUACAAGUAUCUGAUGCUUCUUGUUCCAGUAAUUCAAACCAUUCUUGCAUCUCCCCUGGUUUGAUGCCUUCAAUCCAGGAUGCUGUAACUUGUUUGUACAAAAUCAUUCUUUCAACUCAGAAACAGCUCUUGAUCACAGCCAGUUGGAGCAAGAACCACAUGGCACAAGGCUUAAGCAUGAACAUUGGGGACAGCCCAUCAACUGCAUUCAAACUCAACACAAAUUCUAGGCUGUUCAGGAAGAAUAAAGGCAGCAAAUCAUUUGAAUUUGAAAAUUCCCAGUUUGAUAUCUUCUGGGAUCUCUCUGCAGCCAAGUACAAUGCUGGACCAGAACCAGUUGAUGGGUACUACGUUUUGGUAAUGGUUGAUUCAGAAUUAGGCCUGGUUCUUGGAAACAUGGCAGGGGAAGCCGUAACUAAAAAGCUCAAAACUGGUACCCCAAUUGCCAAAUCUUCCUUGGUUUCGCGGCGAGAACACUUCUCUGGCAAUGCCCUCUAUUCAACCAGGGCUCAAUUCUGCGAUACCGGGACUUCACACGACAUUUUGAUACGCUGCAGUGGAGAAAACGAAGGUCUAAGGCAUCCUGUUUUGUCAGUUUGCAUCGAUAAGAAGAUGGUGAUUCGCGUAAAGAGGCUGCAAUGGAAUUUCAGAGGGAAUCAGACAAUUUUCGUUGAUGGGUUGCUGGUUGAUCUUUUAUGGGAUGUCCAUGACUGGUUCUUCAAUCCGGCAUCGGGAUAUGCAGUUUUCAUGUUCAGGACCAGGAGUGAGGCGGAUAGCAGGCUGUGGUUAGAGGAGAAAUUGGUUCAGAAAGAGCAGGAGAAGCUUGAAUUCUCCUUGUUGAUCUAUGCCUGUAGGAGCUUAUGAACAACUCUCUUGACUUUGUUGUUUUUUUUUUUUAAUUUUUGGGUCUUUUUUGUUUCCUUCUUGUACUGUAUCAAAUUACUCUCCAUGAGAUAUAGUAUAAUUCUUUAGUACUCUCUGUGAACUUUCUGGCAAAUAUUUAUCAUGAAGUGGAGCUAGUCCUGUUGAUUGAUUAAGAGAGUCAUAGAUUCUGCAUGCCAAAGCACUCGUAUACGGAGUGCUGAAUCUGUGAAUGAGAGUAAUUGUCUCAUAGGACUU
Diospyros lotus (date-plum) is the source of this 3184-nucleotide messenger RNA. RefSeq lists its product as uncharacterized. Lineage: Eukaryota; Viridiplantae; Streptophyta; Magnoliopsida; Ericales; Ebenaceae. The coding region runs from base 2030 to 2929 and encodes 299 amino acids. The transcript has a single exon. The record is from RefSeq and is a predicted model, not a curated record.